This is a messenger RNA of Maudiozyma barnettii, 1425 nucleotides long. It is a transcript of the gene CUE2, whose product is annotated as Cue2p. Lineage: Eukaryota; Fungi; Ascomycota; Saccharomycetes; Saccharomycetales; Saccharomycetaceae. Gene Ontology annotation, molecular function: ubiquitin binding. Bases 1 to 1425 code for a protein of 474 amino acids. The record is from RefSeq and is a predicted model, not a curated record. The transcript has a single exon.
AUGACCGAUAACGAAGAAACGUCGAAAGACCUACAAUCUAAUUUUGAUGUAGUUGUUGACGACUCAAAACUAUGCCAGUUAUUAGAAAUGUUCCCAAAUGUAGCCACUGCAUCAAUCAUAAAUGCAUUGAGAAGCUCAAAGAAUGAUAUGGACCUUGCAAUAUCGUUUCUUCUGAGCGAUAUUGCCAAUGAUGUAAACAUUAAUUCAACGCCUAAUGAUGAAGAAAAUAUUAAAACUCCUGAAUUAGUAGAUUUGUACGAAAUGUUUCCCAAAAUAAAUUCCAAUAUUAUUCGAAGUUAUUACGAUUCCCAAAAGAGAGAUGUCAAAGAAACAAUUAUAGCUCUACUGGAUUAUGAAAUCCUCUCGACAGAGGAUGCAGAAGAUCAGAAAAGAGUAGAAAAGAGGAUUAAAAAUUCAACUGAGGAUAAUAGUAUGAAUAAAUGGAAGUCUUAUGAUGAAAAAAUAAAUCUUAUAUUAAAGUUUACUGAGGUAGAGGAUGUCACAGCAGAACGUUAUUAUCAACAAAAUCAUAGGAAUCCUUUAAUGGCUAUAAUUAGUAUUAUCCAAAAUCAAAUCAAAUACAAACAACCUCCUCGACCUGCAACAGUACCUAGCUAUGCUAGUAAAACGAAAAUUCAACCAGGGGGGCGUGUCCAAUCUGUUCGUGGAUUUGCAUACAAGCCCAAAAAUCUAGAGUAUGAGAAAGUACGAUCUUCUACUACAUGCAAAAUAGACCAUAACCUCAGACUAUGGUCUAAUAGAGAAAAUUAUGUCUACUCUAAAUCAUCUCCUGAAAUAAUGGAACUUGAUAGUCUCAUUUCUUCCAAUAUAGAUUUUCGUAGUGUAAACCCUAUUUUUGUCACCAAUGCUAUCAAAUACUACAAUGGAUGUGUUUCACAAACAGUAAAUCUCCUAAUUUUAUUGUGUUCUAAUAGGUGCUCUAAAUUUACUUUUAUCAACAAAGAAAAUAGUAGCAGCGGCUUUAUCGAAACGAGUUGUUGGAAAUCAAACAGUUCAAUUAAACGGCCUCAUGGGUCUUUUGUAACAACCAUUAAGGAUAAGAAACAAGAAGUCCAACCUCAAUCUCACGAAUCUGACAUAGAUUAUACCCUUAAUCAUCUCUUUGAGAAUUAUAAACUCGAUUUUCAUGGAUUACUACCUUCACAGGCUGUUGGAAUAUUAUCAAAGGCGUUGAGAAAAUGGUGGAAUACUGAACUAGAAGAACGUGAACUAAGUAGAAAAAGGUUAAACUUGGUCAACGUUUGUUGUGUAAACCCCUUAAUUAUAAUAACAGGGCGUGGGAUUCACUCCAUAGGUGGGGUGUCGAAAGUUAGAAUACAAGUUAAGAAAUUUCUUAAGAAUAAUAACUACGUUUUUGACGAGGAACCAUCAUUCUUCACAGUCUAUGGUAGGAGGUCCAACUAA